AUGGCGACGACAACGCAGCCGCUGCUACCAUCUCAGUCAGACUCCGUAGAUGACCUCUUUCGCGCCACGCCCGCUCUUUCGAACGAAUACAGCGGCGUCGCUCCGGCCAGCGCCGCCAGCGCCGUCAGCGUCGCUCCAGCCAUCGCCGCCAUCCCCCCGCCGCGCCCGCAGAACACACUGACCGGUGGGUCCGGGUGUGAGCCAGGGGAGUCAGUCGCAUGGGGAGUCAGUCGCAUGGGGGGUCAGUCGCAUGGGGAGUCAGUCGCAGGGGGGGUCAGUCACAUGGGGGGUCAGUCGCAUUGGGGAGCCAUUCGCAUGAAGAGCCAUUCGCAUUGGGGGGACGUGCACAGAGUGCGGGCAAAUGUGAAUAGACUCCCAGGAUUCCCUUCUUCCAUUGCACUCCUCCUCCCGGCCUCCUCUCCUCCCACCAGAGUCCAGCCUCUCCCUCCUCGGCUACUGCCCCUCACACACAUACCAUAUGCUCAUUUGCAUCUCAUUGCACCCCUCAUGUCGCCCUGUGUAUCUCUCGCUCCUGCACUCCUCUCCCUCACACCACAGGGUGGCCGAAUCAUAUUCUUUCAGAGCCUCUCCCUCCUCGGUUACUGCCUCGUGCCCCUCGACCUUGCCGCCCUCCUCUGCCUCCUCACCACUGGCAAGCUCGUCCGCAUGGCGCUCGUUUUAGUCACAUUCGCCUGGAGCUCUUCUGCUGCAUACCCCUUUGUGGCGAAGGCUGUUCCGGAGACGCGCAGGGUGCUGGCAGUGUACCCUGUGUUCCUGCUCUACACUGCUAUUGGCUUCCUCGUGCUCGCUAAUGACUAG
Messenger RNA from Closterium sp. Naga37s-1, 819 nucleotides. The record is from the annotation of a GenBank genome assembly. Lineage: Eukaryota; Viridiplantae; Streptophyta; Zygnematophyceae; Desmidiales; Closteriaceae.